CCUCCGACCGCUCCACUGUCCAACUACACCUUUCGCUCGGCCCAGAUACCUGCUCUCACACCACACAGCCUUAACACGUCGGCGCACUCACGUUUCUGAGGUCCGUUCAAGCUCUUCCGUCCUUGUCCUCGGGGGCCCUGCUCCUCUGUUAUUCUUCGUCUUUGCCCCAAGAUUCGAGCGCGAUAGAUGAUCUCAGCAACAUGCCCUCCCUCCCUUUCGCAGACCGCAUGUCCUCCGCGGCCAACAUGCGAGGCAACAGCGACGUCGACGAGGGAGAGUCGCUUCUCGGCCGAGGCCGGGACAAGGCACGCCGCUUCUGGGACGGCUUCAUCGAUUUCGCUUUGCAAGGCAACAUCCUUGAGAUCGCCUUUGGUCUGAUUAUCGCCGCCGCCUUCACCACCCUCGUCAACAGCUUCGUGCAGAACAUCAUCAUGCCCCCCAUAUCCGUCAUCUUCCCGCUCAACCGCAACAUGGAGCAGAAGUUCGCCGUCCUUCGAGGUGGGCCCAACUACAACCACGAUAAUAAGUAUACGACCCUCGAGCGCGCCAAGGACGAUGGCGCCGUCGUACUCGCCUAUGGCUCUUUUCUUAACCAACUCGUCUCCUUCCUCUGCGUCGGCAUCUCCCUCUACGGCCUGGCCCACGUCUUCCAGUUCUUCUCCCCAGAACCGAUUAUUAAGCAUACUGUUAAGUGCAAGUACUGCCGCAAGCGAAUUAGCAAUAAGGCGCAACGCUGCGUCAACUGUACCAGCUGGCAAGAUGGCCGCGAGGACCGGGCUCACCGUUAGAUUUAACAUGCCUUCAAGUGUUUGAAGAAAUCUGCAUGGUUUGAAUAGAACGGGGCGUAACUCGGCGGCGUGCAUGGCCAUUUGCCCUUGUCCUGGAUCAGUGUUUUGACAUAGCGAAUGUGUUGCCGGCUGGGGGGAGGUUUGUGAGAGCAUUCGUCGGCAUGGUUAUCUUCCUGAAUCACUAUUAUUAUACUCAAUAGCUUCUUUGGGUCGAGAAAAGAACCAUAAGCUUCGUUUUCGAUCCGUCGUCGCCUAACAAGCAAAGAAGCAUGAGUGCCAACCAUUUUGAUCCAACGCCGUUAAACGCUUUCGCUACUAUGUAUCAGGCUGUCAGUGCCUCGUGGAAGUCGCUCCAUAGAUAAACCGAACUAGCCCAUCCAUACCACCUUCGUGGCCGCCCCUAGACACCUUAUACAAAGGGAAUCGUCUCAAGGAGGGUCCCUCCGUUGUGUUGGGGAUGCUCCUUCUCGAUACGCGACGAUACAUUGUGGCGGAUCACUAUCCAUGCAGUUAAGCAGAUGAUGAACACGCCGGCCAAGCCACCGAAAUCGAUGCCCAUAUUUUCGCCAAGCUCCGUGUCAUUUUUCUUGUUCUUUUCCUCCUU
This is a messenger RNA of Colletotrichum destructivum, 1392 nucleotides long. RefSeq names its product Putative large-conductance mechanosensitive channel/anditomin synthesis protein L. The record is from RefSeq and is a predicted model, not a curated record. Lineage: Eukaryota; Fungi; Ascomycota; Sordariomycetes; Glomerellales; Glomerellaceae. Gene Ontology annotation, biological process: monoatomic ion transport. Gene Ontology annotation, molecular function: mechanosensitive monoatomic ion channel activity. Gene Ontology annotation, cellular component: membrane. The coding region runs from base 201 to 788 and encodes 195 amino acids. The transcript is spliced from 4 exons.